AUGGCUUCCAAGCGCAUCUUGAAGGAGCUCAAGGACCUUCAGAAGGAUCCGCCCACGUCUUGCAGCGCUGGUAUUUUUCGGAUCUGAAUUCUCGUUUCCUGAUCCGGUGUUGCUUCCUCCCCGACCUGUUGUGCAUUUUGGGUGUGGACGUUGACCAUCACUGCAUAAAAAAAUCGAUCGUUGUCUCUAAUUUUGGCGCCUGGACCUUCUAAUUUGUUGCAUGCGAAAUCCCCCUGAGGAUAUGAUAUGUUGUUAUAUGCGUCAACUUGGUGAGCGAUAGCUGGACGUUGACUUGUGAAACUAUGAAAAUUAUCUGGGCGAAGCGAAGAGCAUUCUUUCCAUCAAUAGCCUCUGUGUAUUGAAUUGUUGAAUUUCUGUUUGUCUUCGACCGGAUAUCUUGAUCGCGCGGCGAAAGACGAUUAUUGGAUCAUCUCGUGAUCACUUGUGUCUGAAUCUUGCGGAUUCAUGAUCUCUUUUAUUAGAGUUAGUAAUCGCACAUUUCCCUUGCAACUUUUGACCAUCUCCUGCUCGGUAUGCGAUGCUGAGCCGUCAUGAGCCUUGUCGUGUUUACGGCCUUGGUUGUGACAUCUUGUCUCUAGAACAGCUGAAAGGUGCAUUUUUUAGAAGCCAAUUUUAUGAUUAGCACGUUCACCUGAGUGAUGGUACUUGUAAGCAUUUUUUUUCCAAGAUUUCCAAGCAAGAAAUCUCCUGUGGAUUUACGAGCCCUCUGCAGAUGAUGACAUAACUACGGGCAGGAGUUGAGAAUCUGUGGAACCGUUAAGCAUCUCUGUAGUCACUCUGAUGCGCAUGUAUGUGAUUCUAAGGAGCGCGCACGGGAUGAUAUUAUGUAGCUUGCUCUGUGCUUUGGGUGGUUUUGAUGAAGCACGACACGAAGAAAAAUAUUUGGACGUUUUGGGAAUGUUUUAUAUUUUUUUCAAAAUUUCCAUUUUUUCUAUUUUUUCUUAGUCAUCUUCUACGUCAUAAUUUCGUUUCGUGUGAUGUAGGUAGGAGCCAGCUGUGUGUUAGGUCUUAAUGAUAUAGAUGAUAGGAUCGAUACCAAGAAGAUUUCUUCUUGGAUCAAUCAAAUAUUCACGGAUUGUUCUCAAGUUUUGACAUCCAAUCUUACACAGAUAAUGCUGUAAAUCGAAUUUUAUUUUUAUUUUUAUUUUUAUUUAGUAAUUAGUCACUCGAGUUAUAGGUAUCGCCACUAAAGAAAUUGAACGCAUACAGUCUGUGAGUGGAACCUGCGAAGCAAAUUGACAAUCAGCCUUGGGUUGCAUUGAUAGUUUAGGACAUGUGAGGUGCUGUGAUCAGUGAGAAAAAUCGCAGACUAUUAUAUUACUAUUGGCAGAGAAUCUGUGCGAGAGAAAAGUGAACAGAACGGCUAGAAAGCUAUUUUAUUUUUCUGUUCUUUGUUCUUGAUCAAACGUUGUGAUGCUUGUGGAUGAGUUGAAGGCACUCAGUCCAUUACUUCGGUAUUUCUGUCUGAAUAUCGUCACUUUUGGUCAGGUUCUAAUGCUCAUAGGUUGAUAAGAAAAUUCUGAGAAACUGUAUAGAUUACAUUAUCUUUCUAAAAUGGUAUAUGCGUUUGCUUAAAGGUUCAAGUUACACUGUUGCUUAGAAAAAGAGACUGAUCUAGUUUCAGAUUUUUCAUAUUCGGAAUUAGUUUUUUAAGGCCUGACAUUGCUAUUUAACAGAAAGUUACAAACCAUAAUUAUUAUUUAUACUAAAAAAAAUUCAAGUAAAGAAAUAAAAUAGCAUGAUAGAUUUGAUGUCUCAAAGGGUUUGGGUUGCCCAGAAAUUGCUCCAGCCAUGACGAGUCCAAUGCUUUAAUGUGGUCGAACUGGAUUCGUUCCUCUUUUUGCUGAUUUUUUUGUGCAAAUGUCACUGUGGAGUGUUGUAAGGUUAUCUGAUUCUUAUUCCAUCACAAUGCCCAGAAAUUUGGAUCUGCUGCCUCGUGUCUGUGGAUUUUUUUAUUUUUUUUAAAGGCAAGUGAGAAUUUUUCAAGUUUGGAUCUCGUGUGUGAUACAUUAUUUUCUAACUUGGUUUGGUUUGUUUAGUAGUUAAGGUCUUUAGUGUGAGUAACCAUUUGAAUGAUAAUUGAGGAUAAGAGGGGAGUUCUAUGUUUAGCAAAUUAGAUUAUACUUUUCUAUUUAUGUGACAACAUAGAAUGCCGUAGGUGUAGAUUAUGCGUAGACUGUAAUCUGAACGGUGAAGUAGCUUCAACCAUGGAGAAAACAUCAUUAUACAACAAAGAUGAUUAAGAGAGAUGUAAAAUAAAUGAUUUUCUAUAAAAUAACACCAUGUAUUAAAUGUUUGAAGCAAGGGAACAUUAGUGCAGAAAUAUAUUUUGCUCAAAAUGUGGAAUUCAAUCUUUGGCCCCCAGAAAAUGGCGCCAUUUGAAGAAUAUUUAAUUACAUGAAAAUAAAAUAUCCGGUCUGUGCUGAACGUAAAAUCAUAUGAAUUACCCAAAAAGGCACAUUAAAUUGUCUAAACUGGUUGGACAAAUAGAAAGAUUAUGAGUCCUGCAUCAAAUAAAACACUUUUGUUCUAAGUGCAAGACAGAAGGAAGAAAUUCAGUGAGAUUAUCUUUAUUCUAAGUAUUUUUCUCUGUCUCAAAAUCUGGUUCGUAAUUAUCUUAUGAUCACAUUCUUCGUGAUUGUAACUAGCUCACUGUCACACCGUUCUAGAGGAGGUGGUUCACCAAGCUUACGGAAAGUGUCAAAUGAAUUAUGAUAAUGUGGCGCAUACCCAGGAAGAGAGUUUUGGUUUAGGUUCAGCAACACCAGCUUGUAUGAAAAGUAUAUUCAAUAUUUGAAUGCAUGCACUGUUCAGGUAACCCAACGACCUGUCGUAAUACAUUUUUAUAUGAGUAAUGGCUAAAAUUUUCAUCCUAGAAAUGCUAAAAAUUAUCAAAGAAAAAUUCCUCAUUCUUUCUAUUCAAAAUUUAUUUCAGUGAUCUUUACAUCAAUAGAUUUUUGCCCAGCCUAUCAGUGUCAUGAUCAAACCAUGUUUUCUGCUUGAGGCCUCUUGCAGCGUCGACCCCCUCAUUUUGACAAUGUUCUUGUAUCAUUUUUUCAAACCAUACAUUCAGGGUACCUGUAUCUUGAUCGCAUUUUCAUAUCUAAUUUAAAACAGAGUGAGGAGACAUUUCUGCAUAAAAUGUCUGAUACAAUUGAUUCAUUUGUCGCAUACAAUCCUCUCUAAUGAGGACUUAUGGAUGGCUCAAGAACUUUUAGCCAUCCUCAUCAUAUGCUCUAUUUUUUCAAAUAGUCAAUCUUUUUUUUUAGUUUCCAAAAUGUUUAACCCUACAUGUGAUUAUAGGGACUCGAGGAGUAAUUAAUUUUCCAUUUAAUAUUUCAUGUUAUUGUAAUCAUUCUUGAUUUUUCUUAUUCUCAUUAGUUUGUUGUUACCUUCUCAAAAUGUGAAAUAGCCUGAUGUAACCUGUUUCGAAUAUCUAUAUUCUUUGUGAGACAAGAUAUGAGUCUCUGGUGCUGAAUUAUUCUUAUUAUGAAAAUGAUCUAAGGUUUAAUAUUAUAUUAGCUUAUUGCGAUGGAAAUGUAGAAACGUACUGAGCCGGAUAGCUCGCACUUUGAAAGCUAAGAUGACACCGAGUGAUUUAGCUUUAUAAACUUCGAUUAUUUGAUUUUAUAAAACGAUGGCUUCUUCAGAAAAAAAGAAAAGAAAAAAGGGUGGCCUCCGUGUUCUCUUUUUCUGCAUGCCUCUCCAUCAGUUCUUUAAUAGUCUCUGGUCUUGUGGCUGAGCAGUUUAGGCAUCUCACUGUUCCCUAGAACGCUCAUUCUCUGUUCAUUUUUGAGUCUGUCUGUACUGCUUUUCACAGAUUUGACAUCUCGCAGGCCCUGUAGCUGAGGACAUGUUCCAUUGGCAAGCGACAAUAAUGGGCCCUCCUGACAGUCCUUACGCCGGGGGCGUUUUCUUGGUCACUAUUCAUUUCCCUCCGGAUUACCCCUUUAAGCCACCAAAGGUACCGCCUGUUCUCCUUCCACUCGCUGUAUAUGGUUAACUCUCGAUGAAUUUUCUUCUGCUCGGCCAUUUCACGCACACCCUUGUGUUGACUGCAAGUAAUACAUCCGCUUGUGUUAGAUCAGGCUACUAGAGCCAUGUUGAAUGAACCUUGUGAUGUCGUGCGGUGAGGUGAGCCGCCAUAGUUUUGAAAGAACGCUCGGAGAUUUAUUUGGUGGGGAGGGUGGGCUCCUCGAGGGCAAUCAGAUUCUGAUAGACGUGGGCAGAUGCGUACUGUAAUUGGAUUGAUGUCUUCUGCUUCUCACCAUCGUUUGGUACCCGGUGGAAAGCUUGGAGAAUCUCACUGUAAACAAUGGAGUCUGCGCUGAGAUCCUCCUUCUAUGGCGACCGAUGAACGAGCCUUCUGCGGGGGAGGGAAUGCAUGCAAUUCUGGUUUAAUUCAGUAUCCAAUGUGGGUAUUUAUUUUGCAGGUUGCAUUCAGGACGAAGGUGUUCCAUCCCAACAUCAACAGCAACGGAAGCAUCUGUCUGGAUAUCCUCAAGGAACAGUGGAGCCCCGCGUUGACCAUCUCCAAGGUUCUUCCGCUUCGGAUUUCUCACACGACUCUGAUGAGCGCGGCGCUUUUUUUUCUCUAAAUCCGUGGUCUAUAAUUCUCAGGUGCUGCUCUCGAUCUGCUCUCUGUUGACGGACCCAAACCCGGACGAUCCCCUGGUGCCCGAAAUCGCGCACAUGUGCAAGACGGACAGGAACAAGUACGACAACACAGCGAGGAGCUGGACCCAGAAGUACGCGAUGGGUUAG
Molecule: messenger RNA, 4785 nt
Organism: Spirodela intermedia
Lineage: Eukaryota; Viridiplantae; Streptophyta; Magnoliopsida; Alismatales; Araceae
Source: the annotation of a GenBank genome assembly